AUUACUGUAUUGAAAUGAAGACUCCCAACUUAGUUCUUUUCUUCCUCAUUGUUGCAGUGGCCAGGAGCAAUGCUAUCGUCUUUGACAUAUGCAGCUUCUCAGCCAUCCUGAAGGAAAAUGGAUUGGAGGGAUUUUCAGGCACCACUAUUGCAGAAUGGAUUUGUUUGGUGUUCCACAUUAGUGGCUUUGAUACCUCAGCCCUCAACGUGGGACCAAAGGCCUCCAAUUACGGGAUCUUCUUGCUAAGCGCAAAGUGGUGGUGUGAUGAUUUCAAGACACUAUAUGCACCCAACUAUUGCAACUUGAGUUGUGAAGCCCUACGGGAUGAUAACAUUACUGAUGAUAUCCAAUGUGCCAAGAGAGUUGUCCAAAGAAGCAAUGGCUUUGGAGCAUGGACUGCCUGGAGGAAACACUGUAAAGGAGAAGAUCUGAAGAAAUAUAUUGUAGGCUGUGACCUGGAAGAAGUCACCUCUUCACCGCCAGUCCCAGAAAAAAUAUUUACUAGUGACCAGAGGCCAAAGUCUAUACAUCCUGGAGUAGAUCUUCUGACUACUCCUUUCCGAGACAUGUACCCCAAAGAACCUACUCUCCCACUUAAAAAGGAGCCUAAGUCUGAGCUUCCAGCCAUGGGUUCUUCAAAACCUACAACUUCUAUAAGGGAGUUCCCAAAUACCACCUUCCUAUCUGAGAAUCUUCUAAAAUCUAACAUUUCGGUCAAAGAGCCUCCAAGAUUCACCCUCUCGACACAUAGUCCCUUAAAACACUCUGUUGCAUUAGGGGAAGCCCUAAAUUCCAUCCCACCCAAGAUUCCUCCAAAACCUACGGCCUCCAUCAAUGAGACUUCAAACUCCACCCUCCAAGCAGUUGAUCCCAGAAAAUAUCCAAUCCCAUCGCAUAAUAAUACAGAACCCAGCAUUUUUUAACCACGCAUACAAGAACAAAUAGUGAGAUUAAUAGUAAAACUGGAUUUUUUUAAAAAAAAAUAUCCUAUUGUAUCAAAGCUGCCAUGAAUGUGUAAUGAAAUUGCGCAAUCUUUUGCUAGUGUGGAGCCAUAAUACUAUUAUUUGGGGAUAGUGGUGUCAUUUAUUUAUUAUACUCUUCAUUUAUAAGUGAUGCUCUAUACAUGAACAUAAUGUUCUCCAUAGAAUUAAAUAAACUGGUAUGGUUAAAAAACGUAAUGGCUGUGUAUAAUAGGAAACAUAUGACAUUGCUUUAAAUUUAAAAAAAAGCAAAAUUCUGAAUAUUGUUGAAUCAUCAGUGAUCUAAUAUGACUAUUAAAUUUUCAAUUCUCCCAACAUUGACAUUUCUUGGUGAUGUGCACAUAUAAACAAAUAAUUAUACCAAUUAAAAUUAUUUCUUGUUUAUGUCAUACAUACGAAAUAAUUUUAAUAGGUAUAAUUAUGUUGUGGCU
Molecule: messenger RNA, 1411 nt
Organism: Thamnophis sirtalis
Lineage: Eukaryota; Metazoa; Chordata; Lepidosauria; Squamata; Natricidae
Biological process (GO): defense response to Gram-negative bacterium; defense response to Gram-positive bacterium
Molecular function (GO): lysozyme activity
Source: RefSeq, a predicted model, not a curated record